UGCCCUUCGUUCGCGCCAUUAAAUUAAGCGCGCAAACGAGCGAGCUAUGACAUCGAUCGACCAUGGCGGAAGAGCAAGAAGCCCUGUUCCAGGCUGCCUCCCCCUGCGUCCUCUACUACGUGCAGAGCCCCUCCUCCGCCUCCCACACCAACAGCAGCACCCACCCCGCCACCUCCUCCUCCGCCUUCCACCUCUCUCCCUCUUUUAGCGCGCACGACAACGACGUCGACGCCGUCCGAGCCACCGACGCCGUCGCCGACUCCCGCUUCGCCCUCUCCCGCUACUCCUCCUCCCGCGGGUCCAACAACUCCGCGUCUUUCCUCCACCACCAACCCAAGAAGGCCGCGGGCGCCGCCAAUAAGACUGCAGGCCGGCAGCGCCUCCGGAUCGUCGGCGUCAACGACGACGACGCCGACGAAGGGACCGAGGGCGGGAGGAACUCCAGCGGAUUGUGGCGCUUCCUCUCCCUCGACCCAUCUUCCUCUUGCUGCUGCCUCGGAUUUCAGGUGGCGUGGCGACUCGCCCUCAGCUUGGCCUUCUCCUUCCUCGUCUUCUUCUUGGCCACUAAACCCCCACAACCCAACGUCUCGCUAGAGAUCGCAACGAUCAAGCAAUUCAGCCUCAGGGAAGGCCUGGACAGCACCGGCGUCGUCACUAAACUCCUGACCUGCAACUGCUCCAUGGAGGUGGUGGUAGAAAACCACUCAAAAGUCUUUAGGUUGCACAUCCAACCAUACACCAUGGACAUAGCUUUCGAGAGCCUCGUAUUCGCAUCUUCUCAGAGUGAUGGAACAUUGUGCGCGGAGAGUGGCUCAUCCUCGACCUCUGUAUUGUUUUUGGGGACCAAGAGCAAGCCAAUGUACGGAGCAGGACGGAGCAUGCAGGACAUGUUGGAGUCCGGGGAAGGCUUGCCAUUGCUGGUUCGAGUCAAGUUGAGGUCGAGCUACCGGGUGAUUUUGGGUCUGGUUCGAUCAAAUUAUCAGCACCACGCGGAGUGCCGCCUCCUACUAAAUGGUGCAUAUGAUGAGCACGGCAACGGGACGAUCUACAAUAGCACUUGCUUCAUCUCUACUUCUCAUGCUUGAGGAUUUGUGUUAGUUUCAUGAAUUUUGUGAAGAUGCAAGGACAUUGGUUUAUAUGUAUACACCAAUUUGUAUGAAGUAAUAUGAUUAAUUAAUGUUCAUAAGAAA
Messenger RNA from Zingiber officinale, 1190 nucleotides. RefSeq lists its product as uncharacterized. NCBI's taxonomy places the organism in Eukaryota, Viridiplantae, Streptophyta, Magnoliopsida, Zingiberales, Zingiberaceae. The transcript has 3 exons. The record is from RefSeq and is a predicted model, not a curated record. Bases 63 to 1085 code for a protein of 340 amino acids.